UUUCUUUAAAGAAGAAAACGAAAACCAGAUAAGAAAUGGUGCUUUGGUCAUAUCCACCGACGGCGAAGCAACUAACAGUGACGAUCGGUUUUUGCCUCACUGGAGCUUCGUUCAUUGCCGCCGGAGCUUACCUUUCGUUUGUAAAUAUUGGUCCUCAACAAGAACGUGUUAAAGCUCGUAGCCAAUACGUCAAAGACCGGCUUCGAAAGAUGCUCGACGAUUAAUCGGCGCUCAAGAAGAAAGAAGAUCCAAGAUAGUAAGGGAAAAAUAAAAUCCUGGGUUUUUGUUUGAUUUGUAAACGAAAAAAAGAUUUGGUGAUUUUUUACUUUACUAAACGGUAAAUUUUAGUGGCGAAUGAGACGAGUCCUCGUUUAAGUUUUCUCCUUAUUGAUUCAUAUAUUUGUAUAUGGAUUCAAAUUAAAUACGAAAAUUUUGUUGUUUUUUUUUUA
Messenger RNA from Gossypium raimondii (Peruvian cotton), 449 nucleotides. RefSeq lists its product as uncharacterized. The record is from RefSeq and is a predicted model, not a curated record. The transcript has a single exon. Lineage: Eukaryota; Viridiplantae; Streptophyta; Magnoliopsida; Malvales; Malvaceae. Bases 36 to 224 code for a protein of 62 amino acids.